AUGCCCAACACAGUCCGCCCCCGCGACGACAAGGAGCGGUCCGCGCGGGCCCAGGAGCAGGCCUUCAAGCGCGCAAGAGGUGCCAUAUCUUGCGCAGAAUGCCGUCGCCUCAAGCUCAAAUUUAUCCUGGCGGACACCGACCGCCUACACCGGAAGAUCGCGGAGAUGAGCGACCGCAUCCGCGAACUCGAAGACUCGCUCGCGCUCCUGCAGUCGUCCGUGUCGCGCGAGACGCACCCGCUGGGCGGCGACGGGUUGUUCGAAGAGGAAGAAGAGGAGGACGAGGAGAGCGAGUACAUCGACUCGUUCGGGACGCUCGCGGUGCGCGACGACGGGGCGGCGACGUUCUACGGCCGCUCCGCCGGCUCCGAGAGUCUACUUCUGGACGAAAAACCGGGGCCUGCAACAGCUCCGCCUGAACGCCCGCCCAACAAGGGCCCGAUGCUGCCCGCCUCCCUCGCGCGACUCACGACGUCGUUCCCGUCCGCGCCGUCGGACAUCCCCGCGGAGGACAUGCAGGAGCUGAUCGAGGAGCACCUGCCGCCGUGGCCGCGGGCAGCGCAGUUGUGCGACCUGUACCUGGAGCAGGCGCCGUGGUUCUUUGGCGCGGUGACGCGGCGGCAAUUGUUGGAGGAAAUCUUGCCACUUUUCUACGACGAGGCGGCGGAAGUGCUCGAGCGUCCGCCGAGUGUCGUCACCGUGCAGACGCUCAGUCUCAUGGCGAUCUAUCAGGGCUUGGUUGCGGACGAGAAUAGCAUCGAGAGUACGUGGGCGCUCAUGGGGCUAAGCUCAAAACUUGCGCAGAGUAUCGGUCUUCAUCGUGACUGUGCCCGCUGGAAGCUAUCACCAGCAGAAGUACAGAAGCGUCGCGCGCUGUUCUGGGAAGUGUUUAUCACUGACUGUUGGCAAGCACUCGCCACCGGCCGUCUAUCCACUUUCUCCCUCCCCUUCGUCGACACCGAACUCCCUGCGGACCCCGAUGAGACGCUCGCAGAGGACGGCACGCCUCAGCUGUCUUUCCCUGCGUGGAAAGCGCGCUGGGGUAAAGAAUGUGUCUCGGAGGUCGUCCAGGGCACGCUCACGUCGCGCGCCCCGAAAUACACUGUCAUCCUUGAACUGAUCAAGGAAGGGCCUCUCGGAAACGAUGAGCCACUACAUGCCGAUCAACUACUUACAUCUGAAUGCUUCUUCGCGCAAGCACUGAGCGACCACCCGACGGACCCGCUUCGGAGCCCGUACUCGCCGUCUUUCCUCGCUGGCUAUCGGAGUGCGUGCAUCCUGUUGAGCUCGCUCCGCGAGCAGUUCAACCUGUUCCCGAUACAAAUUGCCAGAUUCUGGGUCUUGUGGACGCAUGCGUUCUCCUCCACUGUGAUGCUCGCUUCGGUCGUUACCCAUGGAGGUACGACAAAGACGGCACAGGCAGCAUUGGGAGAGCUGAGACUGGCGUAUGACUUGUUUGAGAGUGCUGCGAAGCAUGGCGGGCGCGCUGUGAAGUUCUUGCCGAUCGUCCGGAGACUACACGACAAGGCAUACGCGACUUACACACAGGGCCUCCACUGUCCGUGA
Messenger RNA from Fomitopsis serialis, 1566 nucleotides. Its product is annotated as fungal-specific transcription factor domain-containing protein. Gene Ontology annotation, biological process: DNA-templated transcription. The record is from RefSeq and is a predicted model, not a curated record. The transcript is spliced from 13 exons. The coding region runs from base 1 to 1566 and encodes 521 amino acids. Lineage: Eukaryota; Fungi; Basidiomycota; Agaricomycetes; Polyporales; Fomitopsidaceae. Gene Ontology annotation, molecular function: zinc ion binding; DNA binding.